This is a messenger RNA of Cotesia glomerata, 2489 nucleotides long. RefSeq names its product heparan-alpha-glucosaminide N-acetyltransferase-like. The transcript is spliced from 9 exons. Lineage: Eukaryota; Metazoa; Arthropoda; Insecta; Hymenoptera; Braconidae. Bases 357 to 2090 code for a protein of 577 amino acids. The record is from RefSeq and is a predicted model, not a curated record.
GCACCUAGCCAAUACUGACAUCUUGUUUUAUUGUACGAUUUUUGUAUAUUUACGAGUGAGACAGAAAUAAAUUUUUAUAAUGAAAUUUUUCUCAGAAAAUAUACAAAUAAUAUUCAAGAGUGCAAUCGUACUACAGCGGUAAGGAGAAAAGAGAUAUCAACAGUAAGAUUGUAUAUUGAAGUGUCAAACGGAAUUUGUAUGAAAAGUUUAAACGCAAUUCGAUAUAUGUCAUCGUUGUAUAUUUAUUAUUAUAGUUAUUACGUGGUCUAAAAGUGUGUAACUUUUUGUAACGAGACGUUCUGACUGAAUAAUACUUGGAAAAAAAAAGACAUUAUUAAUCAUAUGAGGAGAAAAACAUGAAUAUUACGAAUCCUAUCAAAAUGUUCACUACGAAAAAUACUAAUCCAUGUGAAAAUGAUAAUAAAACUCUUGGGAUGGACCAAGCUUGCUUCACUGUUUUCAAUAAUAAUAAUGUACCUAUUUCUUUGUUUUCUACAAAUGAAGAAUGCUAUUUUAAAUUGUGCGACUGUUUACCAUGGGCCAAUGUAUCGGCAAACAGCAAUUCUUCAUUAAUCGUAUCAACACGAUACCCAUUACAUUUUUAUUUUGUCAAAAGAGAAUAUCAGUGGUGUCAUGAUGGCUUUCACUUUCAAGAAUACGGUCACUAUGGCUGGAACUUGUCUGAAGAACAAAUUUGUUCAAACGUUUACACUAUAACAGAACCUAGAAAUCCGUAUCUCCCUCUCCUAGCGGCGUUUAUGAUUUUCGUAAUUGGAGCAAUAAUGAUUGGAACAACACGUUUUUUUGUACAGAUGAUUAAAAAAUUUCGGACACGAAGUUCUAUCGAUGAUCAAAGUGAUACCGGACCAUUACAAGAUUCUGACUCUCCAGCUCAAACAUUAGUUAGAAUAACUAAAGCAAGUAUAAGAGUUCGAUCCAUCGAUACUUUUAGAGGUAUUGCUGUUUUACUAAUGAUAUUUGUAAACAACGGAGGAGGAGAAUAUGUAUUUUUCAAUCAUUCCCCAUGGUAUGGAUUAACAGUAGCUGAUCUUGUAUUACCUUGGUUUGCCUGGAUUAUGGGUUUGACAAUUGUACUAUCAGUACGUUCUCAAUUACGACUCUCAAUUCUACGAUCAAGAAUAAUUAUGAAAAGUCUCAAACGUGCUUUAAUCCUCAUUCUUUUGGGAUUAAUUAUUAAUGGACAUCGAGGCACGCAGUUGAGUGACUUGCGUUUUGCUGGUGUUCUUCAAUUACUUGGAAUUACUUAUUUUAUUUGUGCUGGUAUUGAAACUCUAACUAUGCAAGCUCAAAGAAAUUUUCAUUAUGGAAGAUUUGCAUUUCUUCAAGAUAUUCUUGAUGCCUGGAUACAAUGGUUAAUAAUUUUAACACUUACUGCAAUCCAUUUACUACUAACAUUUUUAUUGCCAGUGCCAGGCUGUCCAAAAGGCUAUUUUGGCCCAGGUGGUAAUUCAUAUCACAAAAGAUAUGCUAAUUGUACUGGUGGAGCUGCUGGUUAUAUUGAUCGGUUCAUUUUUGGAAAUCAUAUUUAUAAUAAAACUAUAAAUUCAAUUUACGGAGAUGUUUUGCCUCAUGAUCCUGAAGGAAUAAUGAAUACUUUAUCGGCUGUAUUGAUUGUUGCAUUAGGAGUACAAGCUGGAAGAAUUUUAUUUUGCUACUAUUUGCAUAACUUUUCAAAAAUUAUUCGAUGGUUUUGUUGGGCAGUUGUUCUCGGAUUAAUAGCAGGUUUUUUGUGUAAUUGGAGUAAAGAAGGAGUCAUUCCAAUCAGUAAAAAUAUGAUGACAAUAUCAUUUGUAUUAACAACGUCCAGUUUUGCAUUUAUUCUUUUUGCUAUUUUGUACUUUUUAAUUGACCACCAUCGCAUUUGGGCCGGAGCUCCGUUUACAUACGCUGGAGCUAAUGCAAUUUUCUUGUACAUGGGCCAUUAUUUUACUAAGGAAAGUUUCCCUUGGACAUGGACAAUUGAUAAUCCUACCCAUGCUUCACUCUUUGCUAUAAAUUUGUGGACUACAGUACUCUGGACAUUAAUCGCUUAUGGGCUUUAUCAAAAAGAUAUAAUAAUAUCUAUCUAAUAAUUACUCCACAUGAUAAACUUUUUUGUCAUGAGUCAUGACUUCCUUUUGAUAUUCUUAUUGUAAAUAUAUAAUGCAUUACAUUCAAGUAUGAUAAUGUAAAGUUUUUGACAUAUAUGCGGUCAUGUUAAGCACAAGAGUGGUAACUUGCUAUAGUAUUUCUAUACAUGUCACUACGAGUUUGUUUACCACAGCAGUAUGCCAAAGACAUUUUGUGAUAGUUUCUGUUAAGUUGAGUUGUAUUUGAGUGAGAAAAAUUAUUUAAAAAAAUACACACAUUAGCUUAUAUGUUUAUAAACUAAAUUUAUACUUACAAUUGAAAUAAAAAAUGUAUAUUAAUCAUCGUAAAUAUUUUUAAUGUAAGAGUUGGUCUAAAAAAUACAGUAUUUUGUUAUUUGA